Molecule: messenger RNA, 822 nt
Organism: Oncorhynchus gorbuscha (pink salmon)
Lineage: Eukaryota; Metazoa; Chordata; Actinopteri; Salmoniformes; Salmonidae
Product: zinc finger CCHC domain-containing protein 7-like
Exons: 3
Coding region: 136-822 (228 amino acids)
Source: RefSeq, a predicted model, not a curated record
GCUUUGUUUACAUUCCCGCCGGCAUGUCAUAAACACGUGGGGGCGCACAGAGAACCGAUGCUAAAACAUAUUAGCCAACUACACUUUCGAUAGCAUCAAAACUCAAUGUAAUAAGGUGUUGUGACCUCCGUGGUGAUGUUCGGGGGCUACGCGGACAGGGCGGAGCUAGAGGAUGAGCUGUACGCGGAGGAGUCCGAGGGGUCAGAGGGUGACGACAGUGAACUAGAGUUCAGACUCUACAGCCAACUCCACUACUCCUCUAACCCCGGAGACAGGGAGGGGGUGGAGGAGGAGGUGGGAGACAGGCACCUCUCCUCCAGCCACAGAGAGAAGGAGGAGGUGGAGGAGGAGGUGGGAGACAGGCGCCUCUCCUCCAGCCACAGACAGAAGGAGGAGGUGGAGGAGGAGGUGGGAGACAGGCACCUCUCCUCCAGCCACGGAGAGAAAGAGGAGGAGAAGGAAGAUGGGAGCAAGGCCAAACGACAGCAGCCACCCCUGUCACAUGAUCAUGGUAACAGAGAUCUACGACAACACCUGCUGGGGGACGCAGAGCAGAAACAACAGAAAGUCAAACUGAAAACCCAACAGGGGAGGAAACGGCAGAGAGGUCUCUCCAAAGGUGACCCCAGACGUCAAAGGUUGUUCCAGGAGGUCGUCGUCAUCGACUCGAGUCAAGACGACGUCAUCACAGUGUCAGACAACACCGAGGAAGAUGACGGGGUGUGUAGCUUGAAAGGUCAGAGGUUAAAGAAAGGACCCCUGCAGGCCUCGACCCUGGGACAACAGGUAUGGCGACAGAGUGUGUCUUCGGCUUGUUCCUAG